UCCUCUUCCGGGUGCAGGCGGCCCGGUGCCCCGGAUGUGCCUCUGCCGAAAGCAUCUUUGCUUCCCCGCCUCCCCUGGACCCCCAGGGGAAAAUUUCGUUGUGCCUUCUCUUCUCUCGCCGAGCAUGAGUGUCAUCCCCCAGUUUGCAAUUCCCUAAAUCGACUCCAUUUCCCUUGGCCCAGUCGGGAAGGCCUUUAUCCAGUCAUGCCAAAGAGGAAAGUGACUUUCCAAGGCGUGGGAGAUGAGGACGAGGAUGAGAUCAGUGUGCCCAAGAAGAAGCUGGUAGACACCAUGGCUCCUGUCGGGGGCCCUGGGAGCCGCUUCAAAGGCAAACACUCUUUGGACAGUGAUGAGGAGGACGAUGAUGAAGAGGGGUCCAGCAAAUAUGACAUCCUGGCCUCAGAGGAUGUGGAAGGUCAGGAAGCAGCCACACUGCCCAGUGAGGGAGGGGUGCGGAUCACACCCUUCAACCUGCAGGAGGAGAUGGAGGAGGGACACUUUGAUGCCGAUGGCAACUACUUCCUGAACCGGGAUGCUCAGAUCCGAGAUAGCUGGCUGGACAACAUCGACUGGGUGAAGAUCAAGGAGCGGCCCCCGGAUCAGAAGCCCCCAUCAGAAGACUCUGAGGACGAGGAGAACUCGGGCCAGACCCCACUGAGCGCCCAGGCCCUGUUGGAGGGUCUCCUGGAGCUGCUGUUGCCGAGAGAGACAGUGGCCGGAGCACUGAGACGGCUGGGGGCCCGGGGAGGAUGUAAACAGGGUGGCAAGGGGCCAGCGCGGCCCAGCUCCCCGCAACGCCUGGACCGACUUUCUGGGUUGGCGGACCAAAUGGUGGCCCGGGGCAACCUUGGCGUGUAUCAGGAGACAAGGGAACGGCUGGCCAUGCGGCUGAAGGGUUUGGGGAGUCGAACCCAGGGAACCCCUGACCCCACCCCUCCUCCCUCUCUGGAUAUGUUUGCUGAGGAAGUGACAGAGGGGGAGCUGGAGACGCCCACCCCAGUCCCAAGAGGAGAAGCAGAGUCUUCCGGCGAUGGUCUCCCCGACGUGAUGUGGGAGUAUAAAUGGGAGAACACGGGGGAUGCUGAGCUGUACGGGCCCUUCACCAGCACCCAGAUGCAGACCUGGGUGAAUGAAGGCUACUUUCCAGACGGUGUUUAUUGCCGGAAGCUCGACCCUCCUGGUGGACAGUUUUACAACUCCAAACGUAUUGACUUUGACCUCUACACCUGAGCCCGCUAGCGGCCACUUCUUUCCUGGACUGUGCCAUGCAGACAUUGGAGGCCACUUUUGCGUUUCCCUUUCCCAAUAAAAGCCUUUAGUUGUGUAUUAGG
Molecule: messenger RNA, 1331 nt
Organism: Sorex fumeus (smoky shrew)
Lineage: Eukaryota; Metazoa; Chordata; Mammalia; Eulipotyphla; Soricidae
Gene: CD2BP2
Product: CD2 cytoplasmic tail binding protein 2
Exons: 7
Coding region: 205-1230 (341 amino acids)
Cellular component (GO): U5 snRNP
Molecular function (GO): protein binding
Source: RefSeq, a predicted model, not a curated record